AUGUGGCUGUUUGAUAAAGUCCGUGCAUCAGGUGAAAACAGCAUUUCUUCUGACAGCAAAAUGUUUGCAUCAUAUGAUGGAAGUGUACCCAGGGUAAAGAUCUCCAGACUAUACAGCAAUGUACUGACACCAGACAAAAUACCAGAUUUCUUUAUUCCACCCAAGCUUCCAGUAGCCCAGCGGAAUAGCUCACGAGGUUCUUGCAACCAGUUCAAUAAAUGCAAAUUGAAACUAUCUGCUUCAUGCAACGAUAUUCCUUCUUUUUCCAGAAAAUGUGAUAGUAAUAAGAACUUUGCACAUCUAGCAAAUUGUCAUAUAAUACAGGUUGAAAGUGCUGAAGAUCUGAGCAGUGACAACAACCAGAGCAGUGACAAAGAUAGGAUUAGAGAUUAUAAAUCGCUGAUGCCUUGCUAUGGAUUUUCACCUUUAUUGGAGAAUCCUCAUACCAGACGAAAGGAAUCAUUAUUCCAUGUCGAUCCAGUCACUAGUUCUAUACAGCAAACCUUACAGCAGAAAGAAUACAUAACAGAUGAUGAUCAGAGACAGUCAACUACAAACACUUUUCUGCAGAUAAAGCAUCUAAGCCUUCCUGAACUGACAUUACCUUUAUCUAAGUCAUCCAGAAUGUUCUCCAGUCAAGGCACGUUUGACAGUGAUACUCAAUCUUCAUCAGAGUCAUCUCCCUUUAACUCUCCAUCCCUGCAUCGGUCCGUGUCCGGGUCUUCCCUCUUGAAAUUAUUCAGCAAUGAGAGUUCCACUCAGGUUCUGCACUCUAAAUCCAAACAGACCUUAGGAAGGAACAGCUCAUUUUCAACCGAUGAAUGUAGCUCUACAGAUACGAGCCCCAGUAUUUCCAGAAAGUCUGUUUACAGCUGUCAAACAUCUCUGCAUGGAUGCCCUUUUGCACAUUCAGCAAUCUUUCCCCUUGAUCUACUCCAGUGUCGUGAAAGAUUGUUUAACGAGCACACAAUCCUACUUAAUAAAAGAGGCACAGUCAGGCUCUCCACAGAAUUCGACUUCAGCAGAGUCACCUUUCGGGUGCGUGUCAUUGCAGUGGAGGAACUGUAUGAUAAAGACUUUGAGAUAAAGAAUGUCAACUGCUAUGUGCUUUUAUACCUGAUGCCAGGUAAAUUUCAAAAACAAUGCAGCACCAUAAUAAAGAACAGUAGUAAUCCAAUUUUCAAUGAAGACUUCUUCUUUGAUGGGAUAACGGAGGAAAAUUACAAGAACAUGUACUUCAAAAUAAAGGUUAUUAACAAGGGAGUUAACCUGAAACGUAAUACCCAGCUUGGCGAAAAAGAGCUUCCUCUCUCAUCCCUUCUGCCAAACCAUCUCUAAU
Callorhinchus milii (elephant shark) is the source of this 1339-nucleotide messenger RNA. RefSeq names its product C2 calcium-dependent domain-containing protein 4C-like. The record is from RefSeq and is a predicted model, not a curated record. Bases 1 to 1338 code for a protein of 445 amino acids. The transcript has a single exon. NCBI's taxonomy places the organism in Eukaryota, Metazoa, Chordata, Chondrichthyes, Chimaeriformes, Callorhinchidae.